CGUCUAACCCUGAAAUUUCAACCCAGCAGAAUAAAAAAUAGGAAUUUGCAAGUCGUCACCAGAGUGAGAAGAGACCUAAGAGGCCUCUACGAAACAACAACCCUUGAAGCCCACCGCAUUUCGCAUUUUUUACAACAAUAACAACAAAAAAAGCGAAUAAUCUAAUUAUUCGUAUUCCCGAUUAUUCUUACGAAUCACAGACAAUUAUUCAUUACGCGAUCCGAAAAAAAGAAUUCCAUGUAAAGUACGGUUUGUUUAAUUACGACUUAAAACAACUACUACUAUUACACCUCUUCGACCUCGAGUGCUCCUAUUCACAUUCUUCCUCAACUCCCUUCUACCUCCACCUCUUCCUUAAGUGUCUCGAUUUUCUCCCGAAAUCCUAGACGCCACGAUCGCCCUCCCUCCCUCCUAUUCUUCUCGGUCGUAAUUGUAUAAGAUUACAGCCUCUCAUAUUCGCGACAAUGCCAUCAAACUUACCUUCGAGUUUCGCCUCAGCCGCUGCUGGACAGAAUUCAAGUCGUGAUACGAGAUCAGGUGCUAGGAAUGAUAGUCGAGGAAAUACUAGUGGAGAAUGGUCUCGUCCGGGUCGAUCUACUAAUGGUGGAACUCUCACUUUCCGUCGGACAUCUACAACUCCUUCGAGCCAAUCGCUAAAUCAGCUACAAACCUCCGAAGCCGUUCAUCCUGCUUCAGCUGACCCUGCCGUUAUCUCUGCAAUGCCAGUUGGCUCAAUCAACGUCGAAAGUUCAGGCACACUUAGAUAUUCGAGAGACCAACUUCUUUCCAUUUUCAAUGCGUCCCACGAUUCGAAUCCUCAAUUACCUGACGUUUCCGCCUUAUUCCUCCCUGGGUGGAAUCCUGGGCAUACUAAUGGUACUGCUUCUAGAGGCUGGGGGAAGACUGGGGAUUCCCAUGUUGUUCCUCAAGAGCCCGACAUUUGCUGGGAUACGCCGGGUACAACCAGAGCUGUCGGUUUACAAGAGAUGAAUGUUGAAGAAAAGGAGCUCUUCACAUCUGAUGUAAAUUCCGCCAUGAAACCGCCGGUCCAGAAUAAAGAUGGGAAUCAUCCAGGAGGAGGUAUGAAUGGCCGAAAGACUUCUCUUUCCCAUGCGACAUCCACCAAUUUCGGACUCGUUUCACCUUCCGCAUCAUCGAGGCCUGGGACGAGACGACGUGAAACUACCGAUACGAAUCCAUACUCGGGUUUGACCUCUCCAACAUCCGCAACUCGACCGCCUCGAGACGACUCGUCGCGUUGGUUUGGCGGGAAAAAUAUUGAUACGAAGGAUUCGACUUUUGAAGAGCCCGAGGAAGAUCCAGGUGCGCGCGAAGCCUCUGCCAAGUCUCUACCGUUCGGUGGUUUGAUGCGUAACAACACAACCCCGAGCAGCGCAGGUUUUGGAGGAAACUCCCCUUGGCAAACCUCAGCACCGGGCGCUUUGCCUAGUAUUGGUGGUUUUGGACACUUUUCGCUUUCGAGUGCUACAAUUGGGGAAAAGAGGCCUGGAAAUGUACGUGGCGAGAGCCGCUUGGCACAUUUGAUCCCCAAAGAGAGCUCCGAUAGCAUCGCAGCCAAGUCAAGCGAGAGUGGCGCGACAGAUCCCAACCGUCCUUGGCGCCCGCGACAGCGCACUGAUACUGACCCUUUCGGUGAAGAUAUUGGCUCGGGUAGUGCUGUACUAGGAGGCGCUCAAGAUACGAGCCCUCCUCCGAUGUCCCACCCCCCUCUUCACUCUACAACAUAUGAUACUCCUAUAAAAGGCUCUACUGGAGAUUUCGGGAUGUCAAGUCUAAAUCUGGGGGGCCAUCUGGAACAUGAUCAUACGCCUUUAAGUCCAUCGGAAACAAAUCCUUAUCGAAGCCCUCCCGGUGAACGUGGCGAACAUGAAGAUAUUGGGGAAAGACAACACGGCUCUGCUGGUGCGUCUGAUCAUGUUUCGGGUUACGGUGGAGGCUUGCCACGUACUUUUCCUCACGCAGCAUUCGACGGUAGCGAUCGUAGCCAGACUUCCAGCGUAGGUGCAAAAGCCUAUCCUCCAUUAAGUAAUCUAACCGGCUGGCCCUCAUCGAGUACCCCGGAUAGGGAGCGCGCUCCUUUCUCAGGCUUUGGUGGCUCAUUAUUUGGCCCCGUUGGCGAUCUUCAGUCUCCUGGCCUUGGCAAUCUCGGUGGUGUGUUUGGUCCGGCAAGCGCCUCGGGCUUCGGUGGUUCUGGAUCAUUUGGUCGAGCGAGUAAGCUUGGUUCACUAUUCCCUCCAGCGAUGCAAGCGCAAAUGGGAUCUCAAGACAAUGAAAACUUGAGCGACUCGGUUCCGGACCUUCGACAACCUAACCCAUUAGGUGCUAUCGGCCGUACCGCUCCAGGAGAUCACGCCCGUGAUACAGACAGUCCCAUGCGAGCAGGUAGGGGUAUCUUCGCCGAUAUGUUCGCUCAGCCUGAGUCUACUCGAACCCCAGUCAGUUCGGAACCUUUACACGGCAGCAUCUCAGCCGCCCCUCAUAGUCAACCCUUUACUGCGACUAGUGCCGCGCCAUCCUACCCGGCGAGCCAGACGCCCGAACCCCCCUCAGUCCAGUCUCGUACUAUGGUUAUGCCCGAUAGAAUGAGAUGGUUAUACCUUGAUCCACAAGGUCAUCAGCAAGGUCCCUUUACUGGUUUGGAGAUGAAUGACUGGUUUAAAGCCAAUUUUUUCACGCCGGAUCUACGGGUUAAAAAGCUCGAAGACUCAGAAUUCGAGCCGUUGGGCCAAUUAAUAAGACGAAUUGGUAACUCCCGCGAACCCUUCCUAGUUCCACAAAUUGGCAUACCUCAUGGUCCGCCCUCUCAGACCGGACCAUUCUCCAACUCCGGCGGUGUGAUUCAGCCACCUCUGGUGAAUGCUUUUCCUAGUUUUGGUAGGACCUUAACAGCAGAAGAGCAAAAUAAUCUGGAGAGGCGUAAGCAAGAAGAACAAUAUCUCAUGGCUCGUCACCGCGAACUUUACGCUAGUCAGCAACCUAUGGGUAGAGUUCCUAUUCCUGGUGUUCCAGGUUUACAUCACCAUUCGAGUGUACAUAGCCUCCAAAGCCAACCAAGCUUUGGGAGCAUUACUUCGCCCAUCACGAUGCCUCCUCAGGCUCCCAUUGGGGCUAUCGGCUCUACGAGCUCUUUUUUCGACGGGCCAGCUACACAUCAAGCCGCCGUACCAGGUAGUUCUGGACAGGGAUUAGAUAUGUUCCGAGAAGACGAGCUUGCUCGUUUAUCCGGUCCAGAACGCCAGAUGUUGGCUGGCCUUCACGGUUCAGGGCCGAUAGGCGGCAACCUUCCGCCACAACCUAUUGGUGCGCAAACUUCGGAGGCGGGCGUACGCAGUCAGCUUCCGGGUUCUAGUGAACUUGCCGAAGACGCAGAAGGCUUCCGAGGGCGUCUACAGGAAUUUGAGAAACUCAGGGCGCAACACGAUGCUGAAAUGAUGGAACGACAGACAUCCCCUCUUCAUGAGAUGGUGAACGAGCAAGCCCCAAAGCUGAGCCCAGCCGCACAGACUACUGAACUUGACUCUAGCCCGAAAGAAUCUCCUGACGUAGAGCCCGCCCACCAUCACGUUGAAGAAGACCAAUCAGCCUCCUUGAACAAGCAGUAUCAACAAGCUCAAGCUCAAGCGCAGGCAGCUACGGCAAAGAUUAGCGGGCUCCCGAUGCCUUUCCCUCCACCACCUUCCGCUACGCCAUUACCUGCUCCCGCUCCUCAACGAGUCAAGUCUAACCUACCUGAACAAUACGCGACGAGCUCUCGAUCUGGUACACCUGAUAUCGCGCCUUCAUCUGCCGCUGCUCAGCCACCCCCGCUCGCCCCAUGGGCUAAAGACGGUGGGAUGGAGUCCCACAAAGGACCUAGUCUCAAGGAGAUCCAACAAGCAGAGGCUCUGAAAGCAGCUAAGGCAGAGGAAGCUGCGGCACUCGCCCGACGUGCUGCACUUGAACAAGAAGCAGCCCGAGAACGUGAGAAGGCCGCUGCUGCCGCUCCAGGACUGCCUACAAGUAGCACGUGGGGCACUGCUUCCCCUGUGAAUCCUACAUCGACCAGUAGCCCCUGGGCUAAGCCACCCGUAGGAAAAGUGCCAGUUUCUGGGCCUUCCACUCAAACUCCAUCUUCCGACAAGAAAAAGACACUAGCCGAUAUUCAGCGUGAGGAAGAAGCUCGUAAGCAGAAAGCGAAGGACCAGGCCCAAGUUGGAGUUCCAUCCAGCACCGGAAAGCGAUAUGCCGAUCUUGCCAGCAAACCUAAUGCUGUUCCUAUACCUAGCCAAACACCGAGCGUCAGUACUUCGGGAUGGGCUACCGUUGGUGCCGGCGGCAAGGUCAAAGCGCCCACAGGUCCAUCUGCUCAAACGCGACCUGCAAGUGCUACCAAACCAGCGCCCGCCGUUGCAGCUCCUCCUACAAGGCCUACGGUUAAGCCGGCAAGUUCGACUGUCGGCGCCGGCCACAACGAAGCGAUGGAAGAAUUCACAAAGUGGCUCCAUGGCCAGUUGGCUAAAGGAAUCACGGGUGUUACUGACAUCGACGCCUUUGCCAACACGCUCAUCGGAUUCCCACUAGUAGGUGAGAUCAUCUCGGAUGCUAUUUACGCCAAUUCGAAGACGAUGGACGGACGUCACUUUGCUGAGGAGUUUAUUCGUCGCAAGAAGCUUGCAGAUCGAGGCGUAGUAGAGAAGCAACCUGCGAAGAGCCCAUCAGCGGAUACACAAUCUAGCAUGGCGGGCGGAUGGAACGAGGUAGCUAAGAAGAGCAAUCACAAGGAAAACACCAACGAUGCCGGUUCGAUUCAAGGUGCUGGCUUCAAGGUAGUGCCUGGACGUAAGAAGGGAAAGAAAUGAAGGGAAUCUACGAGGGUCGAUGAGGAUAUGAUAGAUGUAUGAGUAUUAGUGAAAAGGAGGAACGCGAGUAGUGAUGAGAUUUUUACGAAGCAUGUUGAUUUGAGGCAUCGUUCAUGUACACUCACAAUCAUCAACCAUUAGACAGUGUAUCUGAUAAUCAACAUGAAAUUUGAUGACAAGAAA
Molecule: messenger RNA, 5042 nt
Organism: Hypoxylon trugodes
Lineage: Eukaryota; Fungi; Ascomycota; Sordariomycetes; Xylariales; Hypoxylaceae
Exons: 5
Coding region: 465-4859 (1464 amino acids)
Molecular function (GO): protein binding
Source: RefSeq, a predicted model, not a curated record